Molecule: messenger RNA, 4510 nt
Organism: Amphibalanus amphitrite
Lineage: Eukaryota; Metazoa; Arthropoda; Thecostraca; Balanomorpha; Balanidae
Gene: Atg9
Product: autophagy-related protein 9A-like
Exons: 13
Coding region: 202-2883 (893 amino acids)
Biological process (GO): protein localization to phagophore assembly site; autophagy of mitochondrion
Cellular component (GO): autophagosome; phagophore assembly site
Source: RefSeq, a predicted model, not a curated record
UGUCGUCUUUUCUUUCUGCAUUUUUAUUCUUGCGCACACCGUUCUAAGUUCUAAGGAUGUAUUUGUUCGGCUUCUUCCGUUCGUUGAGUAAUGUAACAUAUGCUUUCACUGGAAUUAUUCUUCGCGCUGUCGUUAACCGAUAAACAAUCCGGGUCCAGAGCGUGAGGCCAUCGUCCAGCGCCCAUCACCACUAUCCCCGCCAUGCCGUUGUCUGUGGGCUCGUUGGCGAGCUCUCGAUCGUUCGCCAGCUCGCAGUUCGAGAGCUCGCGCUCGCCGGGCAGCCUGCGCUCGCGGGUGAGCUCUCGUUCCCCGGGCAGCGCUCGCUCGGCGCUGACGGCUUCCAGCCGGCCGGCCGGUCCGCCGCGCCGGGAGGCCACCUUUACCAGCGUGGACAGCGGCGGCGACUCGGGCGGCGAGUCGGCCUCCAGCGUCCCGAGCUCGCUCAGCCGCCGGCGACUCUCCUGGCGCCGUCCCUCCUCACUCAAACUCCGAUCGUCCCCUGUGAAACGCACCGACUCCUCUGAGCGUACGUCGCGUCCGCUCUCGCCGGCAGCGCGCUGGAAUCAUAUCGACGACCUGGAUACGUUCUUCACGCGGGUGUACCAGUACCACCAGCAGCACGGCUUCCUCUGCAUGAUGACACGCCAGUUCUUGGAGCUGUUCCAGUUCUUCUUUGUCGUCACGUUCUCUUUGUUCCUGGUGACGUGCGUCGACUAUGAUCGUCUGUUCAACUGCUCGGCCUGUCCGUCUCCGCCCUCCUCUCCGUGGCUGGUGGCCGUGCUGGGCAUCGACACGGCCGGUACCGCCUCACCGUACGCGACGCUCGGUCCGCCCGCUGCCGGCAGUCGCAGCGAACACCGCGGCAAGACCACGCUGUGGGACGUCCUGCUGCCGGCCGGACAGUGCAUGGCCCGGCCGCCGGCCUCCGUGGUGCUCUGUCUGCUGGUCGCCGCCUUCUUCUGGCUACUGAGAAUGGUCAAGGUCGGCUACAACUUUGUCCAGUUCUGGGAGAUCAAGGUGUUCUUCAACGCGGCGCUCGGCAUCAGCGAUUCUGAGCUGGACAACCACACGUGGUACGAGGUGCAGCAGCGACUCAGGGAAGUUCAGCACGAGCAGCAAAUGUGCAUCCACAAGACUGAUCUCACUGAACUGGACAUCUAUAACCGGAUCCUGCGCUUCAAAAACUACAUGGUGGCAAUGGUGAACAAGCAGGUCCUUCCGCUGCGCUUCAACGUACCCUGCUUGGGUGAGGUGGUCUACCUCAGCAAGGGCCUCAAGUACAACCUGGAGCUGCUGCUGUUCUGGGGACCCGGCUCUCCGUUCGAGAACAACUGGCACCUGAAGGCCGACUACAAGCGGGUGGGAAAGCGGCGCCAGCUGUCUGAGGAGCUGGCGCGCCGCGUGCUCUGGGUUGGUGUAAUCAACCUGGUGCUCUGUCCCGUCAUCCUGCUCUGGCAGGUGCUCUACUGCUUCUACAACUAUGCAGAGUUGAUCAAGCGUGAGCCGGGCUCUCUGGGAAUGCGCCGCUGGUCGCUGUACGGUCGGUUCUUCCUGCGGCACUUCAACGAGCUGGACCACGAGCUGAAGGCGCGCCUGAACAUGGGAUACAAGGCGUCCAACAAGUACAUGGACUCGUUCACCACGCCCUUCACCGAGAUCAUUGCGCAGAACGUGAUGUUUGUGUCCGGCGCGCUGCUGGCGGUGCUGCUCGGUUUGACCAUCUACGACGAGGACGUCAUCACGGUGGAGCACGUGCUGACGCUGAUGACGCUGCUCGGAGGACUGGUGGCCGUCUGCAGGGUGUUCAUAGCCGACGAGAACCUGGUGUUCGCGCCCGAGCAGCUGAUGGCGGCGGUGCUGGCCCACGUCCAUUACAUGCCCGACCACUGGCGCGGCCAGGCACACACGGGACGAGUCAUGCACGAGUUUAGCCAGAUGUUCCAGCUGAAGGCUUAUUUUCUGAUGGAGGAGCUUCUGUCGCCGAUAGUCACGCCGUUCAUCCUCUGCUUCUACCUGCGACAGAAGUCGCUGGACAUUGUCGACUUCUUCCGCAACUUCACCGUCGAUGUCAUCGGGGUGGGUGACGUGUGCUCGUUCGCCCAAAUGGACGUGCGCCGCCACGGCCACCCUGCGUGGCGUCCGGCGGGCGGCGGCGGCGGACCGGCCGGCUCCGACUCAGUGGAGCCCGGCUCGGGCGGCGAACAGCGCAGCCCCAGUCCGGUGGCGGAGGGGCCGGCCGAAGAGGCCACGCGCGCCGACCAUGGCAAGACGGAGCUGUCGCUGGUGCAUUUCGCCAUCACCAACCCGGGCUGGAGGCCGCCGGAGAGCUCAGAGAUCUACAUCUCCACCCUGAGGGCGCAGGGGGCGCGUGACGCUGCCUGUCUGGGUCAGGCCGGCCUGGGCGCCAUGCCGCCACUGGCAGAGGAGAACGCCCUCUUCUCGUCACUGCAGGCGCUGGGCAGCGUGGGCUGUCAGCAGUACGGACCGCCCCUCACGACGGCGCUCGGCGGCAGCUCACUCAACGGACAGGGCUCGCUGCUGGCCAGCGUACACGAGGGCCUGUACCAGCGGCCGGACCUGCAGGCCUCUCUGCUCCGGCCGACCGCUGCAGGACUGGGCCGGAGUCAGGUGCCCGAGUUUAACGCGGCAGAGAUGGCCAUCAGCGCGGUCUACAUGCACGAGAUCCACCAGCGCACGCUUCAGCACCAGCAGCAGCAGAGUCGGCUGGGCACCGCUCCCGGCGGGGCGGGCUACGGCGGCGCCACGCCCCGAAGGGACGGUAUGGAGGAGUUCGGCGGCGACACCUCGGUCCGGUACGCACCGUCGUCGAGCCGCGGCGGCGAGCAUGAGCCGCUGCUGGACCUGUCUCGGACGGCCUCCUAGCGGCUGUGGUCGGGCCGGCCGCCGCGUGACGCGACGCCCCGGCACUGGGUGUGACGCUGGGUGACGCCGGCCGGUGACGUGACGAUAAAGUGACGGAGUGACGGUCUGCGGUGACACGGGCUGGUAUGCGGCGUUUGGAUAAUUAAGUGGGGUAGUGUGAAUAGGACGUGAUGGUAGCUGGCUGGGCCAUUGGAGGAAAUAAGGGAUGAGCUUCAGGAAGGGAAACGGUGGAGAAAGUCUGUGAAGGGCAGCCUUAUUGGGAGCUUGGCCAGCACACGCAGCGAGAAUGGCGCAGGACGCAUCACACAUACGACUACGGCGGAAGAGGCUGGAAGAUCGACACACGACGGUGUCUACAUUGAGAAAUAUGAGCAACGACGCACGAAUUCGGGGUGACCGAGGCUUGGGCACGGCUUAGUGAGGGUGGGGUAGACUUUUUGUCAUUUGUGCGCGGUUAUCGAGAAUGUAUAAGUGUGCAGUGCAAAUCGUACGAGCUACUUCUGUAGGUGAUCCCUCACGGAUAAAAGAGGUGGGAUAGGAUGCGCGAUUGAAGGGCGUUUAUGAGCUCGUACAGAAAAUUGUGUGCUUUUGAGAAUCGCUGACCUUAUGAAACUCGCGUGUUGUAGGUAGUGACUCUCAUUUCAGAUAUCACGUGGGGAACGUGGUCACCAACUGUACGUCACGUGACUUACUAGGACGGUAGGUAUCAUGGGACACCGAUUUGAGUGUGCCGACGCGGUGUGUUACCUUACGUAGCUUACGUAUCACCUGAGGACACCGCGCAAGUCAAUACUGCGCUCGUAUUUGUCUCUUAGUAACGCUCACAACGCUUCAGUGGCACUAAGAGACGAGUUUUACUGUCACAAUUGGGACUGCGUUCCCACUAUGUGGUUAGUCCACUAAUGUGAAAAGUGCGUUCUCUGGUCUCCUUAUGGAGACGGACUGGCAAUGGCGCGAUCUUAUGUCCACUGGGUAGCUGCCACGUCGCAGGGAGGCGGGCGCCAAGCGGGCUUUCAGGAGGGCGCUGCGGGCCGUCUCAGGGCGCUCUGUGCUAGCACGCCGGUCCGUCUGAGGUCCUGCGCCACUGCUGGGGGAAGAGUGCGGGCCGGGGGCCGGGAAGAGUGCGGGCCGGGGGCCGGGAAGAGUGCGGGCCGGGGCCGGGGAGAGUGCGGGUGGGAGCAGACGGGUCCGCGCCCGGCGGCGCCCCGCGCUGGCAGCUCGGUGGGUCUGUCUGUGAUGGCCGGCCGGCGGGUUCGUGUGUCAGCUGAACCGGUGCGUGGUGGGAGCCUAGUCAGUUCGAAUACCUCACCAGGCGCCGGGCGCGCCGCCGGUACACACCGGCCGCUCUGGGUGUGGCCGUGUGAGGCGCGCAGGUGUUUGUCGGUUUGCCUUCAUGUGAGCGCGGUGUGGCUCCCCUUGGUGAUGUCUGACUGAUGAGUCGGACCGUGGCUCGAUUGUGUGCGAGAGAUAGUGGGAGUGCCUGUGCCGCCGACAGUAUAUGGACAGACGUCUGCUCUUCUUAGUCGAGUGCGCUGCGUCACAUGGCAAAUUAACGUGUUUUAAGCUACUCAUAAUCACCGUGUCCAUAUGCCUGAUAAUAUGCCAGAAUAAAUUUUAUACUGCCCUG